This is a messenger RNA of Podarcis lilfordi (Lilford's wall lizard), 35809 nucleotides long. The record is from the annotation of a GenBank genome assembly. Lineage: Eukaryota; Metazoa; Chordata; Lepidosauria; Squamata; Lacertidae.
GCCUUCCGACGCCCGCGACAAGAGCGGCAGCAAAUACACACCCCCACGUGCCCGAGGAGGGCGCGUGCGUAGAUGAAAGUGGCCAGUGGUGGUAAGAGGCAGGAGCCUGAAUCGCGGCGCGGACGUCAGUGCGUCAUGACGCCGUGUUGUCAGUAAGUGACCUGCUUUUGAGCGAGAGGCGUAGAGAGAGCCGGUGGGGAGCAGGUAAGAGGCGGGCAGUUCUGGAGCCGCAGUAGGGGGCGCUGUGGCGAGGGCAGCUUCUUGGGUGAGGGAGACUUGAAAGGGGGCUCUUUGGCGGGAGGGGGGCUGCAGUCCCCGGAUGUAACUGGAAUAGGUAUGGGGGCUUUCUAGGCAGGAAUAGGUUAGGGGGCUCUUUAGGCGGGAGUAGGGUAGGGGGCUGUUUAGGUGGGAAUGGGUUAAGGGGCUCUCUAGGCGAAAAUAGGUUAGGGGGCUUUCCAGGCAGGAAUAGGUUAGGGGGCUUUCCAGGCAGGAAUAGGUUAGGGGGCUUUUUAGGCAGGAAUGGGUUAACAGGCUCUCUAGGUGGGAAUAGGUCAGAGGGAUUUCUAGGUGGGAAUAGGUUAGGGGCAUCUCUGCACAUCACAUGAGUAAAGCCCUGUUUAGGGAAGCUUUUCAUGUUUAAUAGACUAUUGUCUUUUAAUAUUCUGUUGGAAGCCGCCCAGAGUGGCUGGGAAAACCCAGCCAGAUGGGUGGGGUAUAAAUUAUUAUUAUUAUUAUUAUUAAGCAGGGGCCCUUGUUUGCCUGGUGAAAAUGUGGUUUCUUAGUUUCCCCAGAGGGGUGUUUGUGUGGCAGACGGGUUGGGGAAAGGGAGAGGGCAUCUAUAAGCAGUACCACAACACUUAACGUAUAAUAACAUUUGAAACACACACCUGCACAUUAAAAAAAGAGUGUGUUGUGGCAGCAUGAGAAUGAGUGGUGUAAUUGUGGUAGAAGAAGCACUUGUGGGCUUAUGAAAGGUUGCUCUUGCCGGUGAAAGUUUGUGCUACGAGCCUGAGUCUGCGAGAGGAAAGGAAGCCCCAUUGCACUUCCUGGGGCUUUCUGCCAAGCAAGUGUAUACAAGAUCGCAGCUGUAAGUCGGUUGCAGUAAAUGCAACAAAGAGGCUUGUGGGACUUGAAAGAUUAACAGGCUUAACGUGGACUCUGGUCCCUGAAAGCUUAUGCUAUGAGGCGAGUUUGCUGUAACAGACUAAGAGUCUUGUGGCGCCUUAAAGGCUAUCAGAGUUGCUAUAACCUUUCAUAGACUAAAGGCUGCUUUGGUCCAGAAAAGCAUAUGCCACAAUAUAAGGCCUUGGUGUUUAAGGUGUCACCUCUUAAAUGGGGUGUAUUCAUGUUUUGGAGAAAGUCUCCCCUUUAGGGAAACUUUUAAUGUUUGACGAACUAUUGUAUUUUAAUAUUUUGUUGGAAGCAGCCCAGAGUGGGCUAUAAAUAAUAAAUUAUAUUAUUAUUAUUAUUAUUAUUAUUAAGCCGCAGGGCUUCUCUGGUGCUUUUUCAAUCAAAUGUGUGGUAAUGUUAAGGCAGUAGACUGGAUGGAGAUUUUGGUUGAUGGUGAUGAGGAGAGCAAGCGAGAGGUAAUUCAAUAUGUUGUGAUCCUGGGAAGGUGAUCCUGACAGUGCAAAAUGUAUGAAAGGGAAGGAAGGCUUUUAGACUGUGAAAGUAGCCUGGGUGAUUUUACAGGGGCAGAUUGGAUAGGAAAAAAGAACAGGUACAGUUUGCCAUAUACCAGAAGUUUUCAACCUUUUUGAGUCCAUGGUUUCCUUGACCCUUCUGUGGCAUCCCUGUGGGGCUCAGGAGCCCAGUUAUGUCACCCCUCACCUGCAGAGCUGGCAGCCUCUCACCCUUUUUCAAACACCCUCCCUUGUGGAGUGUUCCCUCAGCCUCCUCUCCUCUCCCCUCUCCUUGGGAGUCCUCUGGGCAGCUGCAGCUGCUGCCCCUGUCUCUGAGCUGCUCCCCCAAAGAGAGGUGCCUCACUGCCCCACAGGGGCCUGGGAAGCACCCCUGACUAGCCCCAGGGGCAGCAUUCGCCUGGGGAGCUUGUAGCCAGGGCUGCUACAAGGAUCAGCUGUGCAAGCCUUUGGGAGGCAGAGACGCAAUAGGGCAUCAGAGGAGGGAGGGAAGGAAAGAAGGACAGAGGCCAGUGUUGCCUGCAGCACCCCUGACUAUCAUUCAAGGCACCCCAGGGUGCCACAACACACUGGUUGAAAACCACCGCCAUAUGCCAUUAGAUCUAAAAAUUGACCAGAACCAUUGAUUGGGGGACAGGAGGAGAGUUGGUUCAAAACCUGAUAAAGUGGACUCUAAUUGGUUUCAAUGUAUCUGGAACUAAAACAGAUGUUUAUAUUUGGGCAGGAAAGGUAUACUCGCAAGAUUCUAUAGUGUUUGUAUGCUCUCCUUCAGAAGCUGAGGAUCCACACCAGUGCAUCCACAAUGCCUGGGAUGGUGAUGUUUGGAAGGCGCUGGGCCAUUGGAAGUGACGACUUUGUCUUCCCAGGAGCCUUUGAACUUUUCAUCAGGGUGAUCUGGUAAGAUUUGCUGCUUAACAUAUUAACGUUGUCAGUAAUGAACUAGGCACUACCUGGGGAAAAUAAGCACUGCUUAAAUUUUUAAAAAGGGGUUUUAGCAAUUGAGCUCAUGUAGAAGUUGUACUUAUUCCCCUGGGAAUUCUGGUCUUUCUUGUGCUGCGCUGAUGUAAUGGUUUAAAAGUAAGAGGAAACCUUUCUGUGCGUACCUGUCUGGAUUUUAAAGCAAGUUCUGGGGCAAAUCAGUAAUUAGCUGCCAUUUGAAUCAAGGAGUGUAAAUAAGGGUGUGUCUGUCAAGAGGUUUCACUCCUGUUCUAACUGUGGUUAACUCCCAACCAGUGGGCUGAAUACUAUAAUUCAGUAAGGUAGCUAGGAAUCUAGGGAGGCGGUUGGAGGAUGGAUGGCGGCUAACAGAUUGAAGUUGAAUCCUGACAAGACAGAAGUACAGUGGUACUUUGGCUUGCAACCGUUUUGGAUUACAACCACGUCAAACCUGGAAGUGUGUGUCCCUUUUUUAUUAUUAUUACAACCCAAUUUUUUAAAAAUUACAACACUUUUUUUGGGGGGAGGCCCCAUUGGCGAAAGUGUGCCUUGGGUUACAACCUGUUUUGGUUUACAACCAGACCUCCGGAACGGAUUAUGGUUGUAAACCAAGGUACCACUGUACUGUUUUUGGGGAACAAGGGGCGGGUGGGUAUGGAGGACUCCCUGGUCCUGAACGGUCCUGAAGGACCAGGUGCGCAGCCUGGGAGUCAUUUUGGACUCACAGCUGUCCAUGGAGGUACAGGUCAAUUCUGUGUCCAGGGCAGCUGUCUACCAGCUCUAUCUGGUGUGCAGGCUGAGACCCUACCUGCCCGUGGACUGUCUCGCCAGAGUGGAUCGUGCCCUGGUUAUCUCCCACUUGGACUACUGCAAUGCACUCUACGUGGGGCUACCUUUGAAGGUGACCCAGAAACUACAACUAAUCCAGAAUGCGGCAGCUAAACUGGUGACUGGGAGCAGCCGCUGAGACCACAUAACACCGUCCCUGAAAGACCUAAAUUGGCUCCCAGUACAUUUCUGGGCACAAUUCAAAGUGUUGGUGCUGACCUUUAAAGCCCUAAACAGCCUUGGCCCAGUAUACCUGAAGGAGCGUCCCCAUCGUUCUGCCCGGACACUGAGGUCCAGCGCCGAGGGCCUUCUGGCGGUUCCCUCACUGUGAGAAGCGAAGUUACAGGGAACCAGGCAGAGGUCCUUCUCAGUAGUGGCGCCCACCCUGUGGAAUGCCCUCCUAUCAGAUGUCAAAGAGAUAAACAACUAUAUGACAUUUAGAAGACAUCUGAAGGCAGCCCUGUUUAGGGCAGUUUUAAUGACUGAUAUUUUAAUGUAUUUUUAACCUUUUGUUGGAAGCCGCCCAAUGGCUGGGGAAACCCAGCCAGAUGGGCGGGGUAGAAAUCAACAACAACAACAACAACAACCACCUUUCUGGCAUCCUCACAAAACUACAGUUCUCACCUCGUUCUUUAUUAGAGGAAGAUUCUAAACUGGCAUUACUGCCAACUAAGCAUGCCAGUGUCACAGUUAGCAGUAAAUGUUGGAGCUGGCCUCAACAAGGGCCCCAUACCUAUAUGCUAAUUGUGAAAAUGCUGCAUAAUCAACUGCGUUGCCACCAUAUUUUGAAAAAUGUGUAUGUUCCCCAUGCUGAUCUCUAUCAGCUGUACUAUUUAGUAUUCUCAAAUCCCCCUGCCUUAUAAAUGAAACUAAACAGAGUCCUACAUAAUUAACAUUGUGUAUCUUUGGAAACCGUCCCAAUGACUGCAAGUAUCUGAUUCCCAUAUCGGGUGGUAAUGGACUUAUAAACUUAAAUCAUUGCUCCUUUGCAUGCAUUGAAAUCUCCUGCAGUAAGGAGUGCAGCAGGAUAUAAAGGUUCUAAGGCAGGCAUCCCCAAACUUGGCCUCCAGAUGUUUCGGGACUACAAUUCCUAUCAUCCCAGACCACUGGUCCUGUUAGCUAGGGAUGAUGGGAGUUGUAGUCCAAAAACAUCUGGAGGGCCGAGUUUGGGGAUGUCUGUUCUAAGGCCUUAAUAUAGUUGUCACAGAUCGGAUCCAGGCACUCUUGGAGGAAACUGAUUUUUCUAGGUGCGUUUCAGUUGGGAUUUAGGCCCGGUUUUGGCGCAGAAACUGCUUGAGUUGCCCUGUAUGAUGAUGACCUUAGUUGGGAGAAAGACAGGAGAAAUCUGGCCCUGUUAAUUCUCCUUGACCUCUCAGUGACCUUCAAUACCAUCAACCACGGUAUCCUUCUGUAGUGGCUAUCUGAGUUGGGGAUGAAUAGCACUGCUUUGUGGUGGUUCCGAUCCUACUUGGAUGGUUGUUUCCAGAAUAUGAUGCUUGGGGAGUGCUGUUCAGUUCCAGGGAGCGUUCAAUGCAAGGUUGCUUGUGGUUAAGUCUUACCCCUCAAGCUGUUUCACAUCUACAUGAGACCGCUGAGUGGAGUCAUCUGGAGUUUUGGACACAGCUCUACUUCUCCUUUACUUCUGCAAGUGUGAAAACGGAUGUACUGGACCAAUGUCUCACCUCAGUAAUGGAGUGGAUAAAUAAACUGAAAUUCAAUCCAGAGGCACUGUUAGUGGGUGGUUCCCUAGACUGUAUAGAUGGGAGGUGGCCUGCUGGUGAUGGGGUUACACUUCCUCUGAAGGAGCGUGUUCACAGCUUGGAGGUUCUUUCGGAUCCAUUGCUGUCUCUUGAGGCUCAGGUGGCAUCAGUGGUGCAUAGUGUCUUCCAUCAGCUUUGGCUAGUGGCCCAGCUGUGCCCCUAUCUGGAGAGGGAUAGGCUACCUUCUGUCAUCUGUGCUCUGGAAACCUCUAGGUUAGAUUAAAAGGUAAAGGUAAAGGACCCCUGACAGUUAAGUCCAGUUGCAGACGACUCUGGGGUUGCGGCACUCAUCUCGCUUUACAGGCCGAGGGAGCCGGCGUUUGUCUGCAGUUUUUCCGGGUCAUGUGGCCAGCAUGACUAAGCUGCUUCUGGUGAACCAGAGCAGCGCACGGAAACGCCAUAUACCUUCCCGCCAGAGCGGUACCUAUUUAUCUACUUGCACUUUGACGUGCUUUCGAACUGCUAGGUUGGCAGGAGCUGGGACCGAGCAACGGGAGCUCACCCCGUCCCGGGGAUUCGAACUGCCGACCUUCUGAUUGGCAAGCCCAAGAGGCUCAGUGGUUUAGACCACAGCGCCACCCAUGUCCCUUAUCUAGGUUAGAUUACUGCAGUGCAUUUUACGUGGGGCUGCCUCUGAUGAUGGUUCAGAAACUUCAGCUGGUGUAGAAUUCAGCAGCCAGGUUGCUCACCAGGGAAAGACUGUUUGAGCAUAUGACAAUCUGUGAAUAAGAUCCGUGAUCUGCUCAAAUGGAAGCAAGGAUGCCUUCCCUUCUACAUUCUCCUUUCUGACUGUGAUAGCUGUGAUCUGAGUGUGUCUUCAAAAUGUUGAAGAGGCAACACCCUGUUCUGAAUUCAUUUAGCUUAUGUUUUCAUGAUGCCCUGAAAUUUACACUUUUUCAGCAGCUCCUGCUGGCUAUCUCUCCUUUUUGUUCUUGGGCUCUUUUGUUCAUCUUUGGAUGAGGGAGGUUAAUCAGAAGAAUAUUUAUAAGCUGGGCUUCUCUCCUGACAUUUUGGGCAUUUAUGGGCUAAAUAAGGCCAAAGUUGUUAUUCAAAGAUCAGUAGACUUAGAUCAACAGCAUCUGAUAACUGCAACUAACAAAUAAUUGUUCUCCACUUCUUAAUAACUCGUUAAACUGUGUAGAAUCAUGGCAGCUUUGUACUUUGUGCAUUAAAUGUCUUAAAGUAUAGGAGAGCAUUUAACUUUCCUCAUUGUAAUUUGCUGCCUUUGGCACUGGUAGAAAGACAAUUCAGCAAAAACCCCAGGAAAUGAACAACCAUUUUUGUGUGGAGCUGGAGCAACAAAAUCUGUUGAACAUGCUCUCCUGCACUGUGAUUUAUAUGGUGAGUGUAGUGAGAAAUUGAUUCUCCCUCUACUAAGAGCUCUUACAGGAAGAUCCCUGGAGAUUCAGUAUUGUUUUACUUAAAGAAUGUUUCCUUCUAUAUUACUGAAAGUGCUGCUGAUUUUUUCCUGGCUUCAGUGCAGAUCAGGAGAAAUUUUCUGCUGGCUUCUUGAGACGAAAGAAAAAGUAUUAUUUCUUCCAGGUAUUCUAUAGGAAGCACCUCAUAAAUGGAAAGCCAUUGAUAAAAACGGAAGAAAGAAUAAUCCAUUGAUAGUUUCCCCCCAUCAUGAAUUGGUCCAAUCUCCAUUUGAAGCCAUGUAAAUUAGCGGCCACGGUCUCUUCUUUGUGGCAGCGAAUUCCGUAAGUUAGCUAUGUGCUGUUCCUCAGAUCCCUGUCGGACCACGACUGCAUUUAGUGGCAAGCAGCUCUAGCGCAUCCUGAGCAUUUUGAGGGCUGUAGCCAUGUUGAGAGCAGAGCAGUGAAUUUCCCUGUAGCCGUCACUCGCAGCUGAAAGCAGGUUACUAGAUCAGCAGUGGGAUGCAGAUGGACCUAUAUCCAGGCACUUCUGAGCUCAUUUCCAUAAGUCUUCCGAGGCAAAUCACACAGCAGCAAUCGGUGAAGUGAGGGCACCCUCACCUGAUCAUCCAUCGCCUGUGUUGCAGCUGGUUACUGGGAAAUGGGGGUGCCUGGUUGGGGUGAAGUUUGGGUGAGCGCCACCUUCCUGCUCCCCUUCUACCCAUCAGUAACUAGCAGCAAUGGGGGCAGUAGGGAGGUCGGGUGAGCACUGCCACCCCACUGACAGCUUGGCUGAAGGUACAGCCGAUGAUCAACUUUUCCCGUCAACUUCAAGCUUGAGAGCAAAAGCUGCUUACAUUUUAGCUAACGAACUCUCAAGAAUCUAGCCUCAAUCCUAAUUCUUCUUAUCUGGAAGUAAGCUCCAUUGAAUUCAGUUGGAUUUCCAUCUGAGCAGGAAUGGUUAAGGCUUGCACUGUGGAACAAAUGCAUAUUUUGGGUUGAAUGCACUGUUCUGAUUUUACAGCAUGCCCAACCUGGAAAAGCAACUAGCACAGUUUUCAGUUUCCUUCAGAGGUUGCUGAUGUGAAGCAAAGGGCUUUUGGAAAAUUGAAUUCAAGAGUGAUUUUAUAAGAUGUCUGGGGUUUAACGAGAGGGAAGCUUUCCUCGAGAAUGCUUUUCACUGGAAAAGAAUAUUUUUAAAAGGUAGAAAGAUGACUAUUUUACCAAAUGCACACUGCUUGCUUUUGUGUUCAGUUUAUCCCGUGGAAAUAAGGCUGUGCAAGGCAGAUCUUAUUUGUGGGACAAUCUCUGGUAUACAAAAAUGCUGUCACUCAAGCAGAGUUAAGUGGUUGUGUAACGUUAAUUACUUGUUGCAGCACAACAGAAGGUUUCGGUUUUGCUAUCCCUGAAUGAGGAUACUGAAUUGAUUUAAAUUGCUAGGGUUGUUUUGAACAAUAGACACUACGGGCUAAUGCCUUAUUUUCCCCCCUGCUGUGUUGUACUGGGAGAUGCAACAGCCUAUCAGAUUAGGCUAAUUGUAGUAAAUUUCUUUUUUUCUGUACCCUUCCAAAUUAGCUUAGUGAAAAUGCAACUCUUGGAUGAAAUGAGGUUGCAGUCCAACAGGGGCGGAGAACGUUUUUCAGUCCAGGGGCCACAUUCCAUCAUGGGAAGCCUUUUGGGGGCCACUUGCAAGUGGUCGGUGGACCCUGAAGCAAAAGUGGGUUGAACAAUUAUUAAUAUGUUUACAUGCUACUUUUCUGCCUGAAAGGGACUCAAGGUGGCUUACAGCUAAAAUAGAAACAGCAAAAAAUAUGGGGAGGGGGGACUCAGUCAUUAAAAACAAUUAAACUUCAAUGGAAUUAAAAUGUGUGUGUGUAUGUAUACAGGUCAUUACAAUAAAAACAGACAGCACCAGCCCUUUCUGUACAGUCAGUUCCCAAAAGAAAGUAUUCACCAAGAGCGUGAGACUCUUACUCUCAGAUUCCUGCAUCGUAGGUGGUUGGGCCAGAUGACCCUCUUGGUCCCUUCCAACUCUACUAUGAACCUGCCAGUGGAAGGACAACAAGGAGGGAGCCAGUCUAAUUUCUCUAGGAAUGGGAAUUCCAAAGUUUGGGAGCAGCCACCGGGAAGGCCCUCUCUUACAUCUCUACCAAGCGCGCCUGUGAGGGUGGAGGGAUUGAGAGAAAGCCAUUGCCUGAAGAUCUUAAAGCCCAGGCAAGUUCAUAUGAGGGAAUAUGGUCUUUCAGAAAGCCUGGACCUAAACCGCAUAGGGAUUUAUAGGUGAUAACUAUCACUUUGAAUUGUGCCUGGAAACAGACUGCUAACCUGUGGAGCUGUUGUAGCAAGCCAUAACCAGCCCCCGGUCAACCAUUGGGCUGCAGCUCUGUGAGCCAGUUGAAGUUUAUGAGCACUUUUUGAAUGCAGCCCCACACAGAGCAUGUUUCAGUAAUCCGAAUGGGGUGUAACUAAGGCGUGUGUCACCGUCGCCAAAUCAGGUAUCUCAAGGAACAGGCUUCUUUAUGCAAUAGGCCACAUUCCAGGCAUGUGGAAGCCAGAGCUUUUUGUGCGUAAACACACACACGUACUUUUCCAUCUGCCAACCAGCCGGCAGGAGGCAUUAUCAAAGUUCAAGGACACUUUCCAACAAGGAAAAGCCCCUGAUGUGGGUGCAGAGUACUGCCAGUGAGAGGCAUGGCCGGGGAGGGGUGUAUCCUAGGGGAAAGUCCCAAGGGCCAGAUGGAAAGGCCUAGAGGGCCGCAUUUGCCCCCAGGUCUGAGGUUCCCUACCCCGUAUAUUUCUUCUAAGUGCAUUAAUACAGGUUUGCACUGAGGAUCUGCAUCGUGGCCUAGGCUUCCUUCCUCGCUGAUGUCUUGUGCCUUUUUUUUUUUGUUCUCGCAGGUGGAUUGGAAUUCUUGUUUUGUACUCCAUCCACAAAGGGCAGUUUAACUGCGCCGGUGGAGUGUUGCUGCACAGUUACCUGCUGGUCCUCCUCAUUCUCCUGGCAGCCAUAAUAUGUGCUUUGUGUUCUAUUUUGUAUGUCAGCAUGCAAGGUGAGUGGCAUUCUGCAAAGCAUUACAAUUGUUUAGCCUGUAUGAAAAGCAAAGUGAUGCCCGUCCAAACUGCUCUUAGACUGCCAAUAAAGAGGCUUGGCUUUCAGCAUUAAUGCAGCAAAGGUGGCUGGGGAGGCCAAGUUCUUGUUAUUAUUAUUAUUAUCCUGAAUGCCUUGGCUCCCAAACAAAUCAGCUCCCGAACAAUCAAAACCCAGAAGUGAGUGUUCUGGUUUUCGAACGAUUUUCGGAAGCCGAACGUCCGACGGGGCCUCCGCUGCUUCCGAUUGGCUGCCUUGGUUUCCGAACUUUUUGGAAGUUGAACGGACUUCCAGAACGGAUUCCAUUCAACUUCCAAGGUACGACUGUAUGUCUUUUAGGUGGUGAGCUCACAGCAGGCAACUAUUUUGUGGUGAGUGCAUCGUGCAGCAUCCAGCAAAUGACAAUUCUCGGUGUUCAGUUGAAAUAAUGGCAGCAAUGUUUGGAGAUUGGUUAGUAAUAAUUCUUUCCCCUCGAUUAUUAAAACUCAGCCAGAGGAAAAAUAUUUCAUUUUUAAAGCAGUUCAGGGAUGGUGCAUUUUCCCUUCCUCCCAUGGGAGACAUGGCAGCACUCACCCGGUUACCUGCAUUUAGAUGUCAGGUUAAGACUUAUUUUGUGCUUCAGGCCUUUGGAAAUGGCCCAGUUAAGAAGGGCACUCCCCCCCCUGCUCCUGGAUUGCUGUUUUACAAUGCACGUUGGUUUUAGGGGAUAUUGCCGUAUUACAUUUUAAUGAAUAGUUUGCAUGCUGCCCAAAGGGCUUUCAGGCUGAAGGGUGGGAUAUAAAUGUAAUAAAUAAUAACCUUUGGAGUUUGUGUCAGUUAUUUUUUUAUUGGUAAUAAAAGGUCGUAAGUUUUACUAUUUAUUAAAUGUGUGCUAUUCAGAACAUAUUAUGUAUACAUGUGCGUAUGUCCCAUUAGAGGGGUGUGUGUGUAUCAUGUUUGUGUGUGUUGUAUCCAUUUGUGCAGCCAAAUUUUGCCCUCCUCACUUCUCCCCUGCAGCCCUCCAGAUAUUCUCAGAAUCUGCUCUGGAGGGUUGAGGGUUCACGGGGAGAGGACAGAACAGUCCCAUUGGACACAGUCCAUAUAAAAUCUACAAUAGUGUGUGUUCUGUAUUGUAGUCAUUUUCAUCAGGAAUAAUUUUAUUAUCAACAGACGGUAUAGGUAUUUUUAUUUAAUUAUUGCAUAUCAACUCUGUUAUAAGUGUGUUUCCCAUCCCAAAUGGUCAGGUUCAGUGCCGUAUGUUGUUAUCAGCCGAUCAAUGGCUUAUCGCCACAAUUGCUUUGCUCCACCGCAAUUUUUGGAGGUUGCUGGGAAUCAUGAGUGGGGCAAGUGCUGUUAUGCUUCGGUCCUGCUUGUGGGUUUCCCAGAGGCAUCUCCCUCGGGAGGUGGCAGGCUCUCUUUCUUUAGGGGGUUUUCAAGCAGAGUUCGGAUGGCCAUCUGCCAUGGAUGGAUUAGAUUCCUGCCUUGCAGGGGGUUGGACUAGAUGAGUCUUAGGGGUCCCUUCCAACUCCACAGUUCUAUGAUUCCAUGAUCUGGUUGGCCACUGUGAAAACAGGAUGCUGGACUAAAUGGGCCAUUGGCUUGGUCCAUGGAUUCUUACGUUCAUGCAUUACCUUCUGGAAUUGGACGCAUCUUUGCACCUUGCAUUGCAGGAUUUAUUCCCUUAUCUAGAGACGAAGCCCUAAAUCUAGAAUAAUGUUGUGUUUAGUUUGUUAACUAGGACAGUGGACACCUAGGUUCUGCCUGGGUGAGGCGAGAGCAGCUGCCGCUCAUCCUUGUUAACACUAAACCUUGGUUUGGCAUUACAUGCGGGCGCAGCCUUUGUGUCUUUGGUGAUACAAACUGAAUGGGCUUGCUUUCUUGGAAUUUGUACAGACAUAGUUCACCACUUAAUAAUAAUAAUAAUAAAUUUUUAUUUAUACCCAGCCCUCCCCAGCCAAGACCGGGCUCAGGGCGGCUAACAACCAAUAAUAAAAACAAGCUGAUUGAAAUACAACUUAAAAAACAGGAUUAGAAUACAACAUUAAAAUGCAGCCUCAUCACAGGAGGAGAAAGGAAAAAAGAAAGAGGGGGAAGGAAUCAAAUUUAUUCCAAGCCAAAGGCCAGGCAGAACAACUCAGUCUUAUAGGCCCUGCGGAAAGAAAUCAGAUCCUGCACUUUAUGCAUUGUGAAUACUAUAAACAAUACCUUCUAACUGGAGAAAGAUCGAGAUCCUUAGUUUCGUUUCAUGCACACUCUUCUCUCUCUCUCUUAGAUGAAUGUUCAAAGGCUGCUGCAAGGCUUAGCUUGCAGCCCCAUGUCCACUUAACCUGGGAGCAAGCCCCCAUUGAAUUCUGUGGAGGCUAUGUCUGAGUAGACAUAUUUAGGAGUGUUCCACUAUACUGCUGUGAAGUGUUUAUUAGGGCUAGCUUAUGCUAUCUGUUUGACAUGCCCAUAUGUGAAUAUCUUCCCUUUAUCCAUAUUAACACAUUGCUUUAUUGCUUGUGACGUAGUCAUUAUCUGCAAAGUUUGUCUUCCUGUUUUUUCCCCUUUUUCAGAGGUAUGGGCAAUGUUAUGUACUGAAGUUCUCACCCUGGGCCAGCAGGGGGAUACUGUAGAUAGUUAUGCAAAUGAAGGAUCGAAAGUGACGUUCAGUGAUUGGAUAGUUUAGAAAGUUGUUACAGUAACGUGGUACUGGAGCUCUAUAUAAGCAGGCUGACUGAGCCCUUCAGUUCAGUUCUGUCCUGGCCUGUGAAUAAACAAGAGCUGUUUGAAGAAUCACUGUGUCGUCUGAUAUGUUCACCCACAACUUAACAGGCAACAUGAACAUUUAGGCCAUAAUUAUGCUUGCAAUGUCCCUUUUGAAACCAGAGAAACCAUUUUAUGCUUCUUACUUCAACUGUACCUUUCAGGAACCAUUUCCAACCCUGGGCCAAGAAAAUCUCUUCCUAAACUGCUGUAUCUGCGCUUGGCCCUCUUCUUGCCAGAGCUGGUCUGGGCUGUUGUCGGAGCCAUAUGGGUGUCGGACCGCAAAGUGAAUUGCGAAGGGGCUAUGAUAAGUGCCAUAUUUGGAACAGUCAUUGCCAGGUAAGGAUGUUCAGCUGCCUCCGCCUAGGUGUGUCUGGGUUGGGUGUUAGCACACCUAAGCAUCCUUGCCCAAUCUGGUGGCUUCCACAUAUUGUUGGGCUCCCAACUCUCAUGCACCCCAGCCAGCAUGGCUAAGGGUCAGGGAUAUUGAGAGUUAUAUUGUCGUUUAUAUUUAUUAGAUGCUUUCCUCACUAAAGUGACCCAAGACAACGUAUACAGUAUAAGGUUGCAGGGAACCAGGCAGAGGGCCUUCUUGGUAGUGGUGCCCGCCCUGUGGAACGUCCUUCCGUCAGAUGUCAAAGAAAUAAACAACUAUCUGACAUCUGAAGGCAGCCCUGUUUAGGGCAGUUUUUAAAUGUUUGAUGUUUUAUCGUGUUUUUAAUCUUCUGUUGGGAGCCGCCCAGAGUGGCGGCAGCCGCCCAGCCAGAUGAAUGUGUGUGUGUGUAUAAUACGUAUUAUUAUUAUUAUUAUUAUUUAUUAACACAAAAACCAAUAACAACAAACAAUAGCUACGAACACCUAAAAAAAUGUAUCUCUACAAAAGCAGACCGGUCUUACAGAUCCUGCCCCACUAAAAGAGGCUGCAAAUACAGUGGUACCUCAGUUUACGAACUUAAUCCAUUCUGGAAGUCUGUUCUUAAACUGAAAUCAUUCUUAAACCAAGGCGCGCUUUCCCUAAUUAGGCCUCCCCCCGCCGGCGCCCUUCCACUAUUUCCGGUUUUGCGAAGUUUGUAAACCAAAUCGUUCUUAAACCAGACUGUUCUUAAACCGAGGUACCACUGUACUUGAAAGUACUUAAGGACUAAAAUCCUGGGGGAGAAGAAAGUUUUUGCUUGAUGCCUAAAAAUAAAGAUGGUGCCUGGCAGGCCUCCCUGAAGAGAGCACACCACAAGCAGAAGAGCCACCAUUUUGGGGGGGGGACCGUUCUUGUGUUGCCACACUCCUGUGGAUGAGGCACACACAGAAGAGCCCCAGAUUACAAUCACAGGGUCUGGGUUGGUUCAUUGAGGAGAGGUGGCCCAUAUAGUUCAACAACAUCUGGAGAACCCCAGAAUAGGAAAAGCUGGUGUACUGUAUUUUUCCAUCUAUAAGACGCCCCCAUGUAUAAGACGCUCCCUAUUUUUGGAGACUCAGAUUUUAAAAAUUUUUGGGGGAGAUGUAUCCGUGUAUAAGACACCCCCUAAUUUUUCACAUUAUUUUUUAGGGGGGAACCUAGUCUUAUACAUGGGAAAAUACGGUAAUUGGAUAUUUCUGUUCAAUUACAUACAGUUCUUGGACGUGGAUUAUCUUGAGGCCUCUUCCAUUGCCACUGGUCUGGGAAAAUCUUGAGGCGGUUGCAGGCAGGAGUUCCCCAGGGCUCACUUCUCAAAACGCAUCUCCUGCGCAUGCUUCUGUCCACCACUAACCUCUCCCAGUGCAAACAUUGUGGUGGGUUUUCCCCCUUGUUUGUUGGAACUUGGAAUUUCUUGGCGCAGGUUUCUAGCACAUAUGAACUGAGCUGGCGUGUUGUGAACAGUCCUCGUUAGUCAGAGUUCAUACAAUUCUUCCAUUCUGCCCGGCAGCUGGAUUAUCAUUGUUUUUACCGUGGCGGCCAUCGUCAUCGUCUUUGACCCGCUUGGCGGAAGGAAGACGGUGUACCUUCCCGAUUGCGCCAGUCGCGACCUGGAGAGCAGCCAGUCAGGCCAGCUGUUUUACAAUGUUAAGAAGUCUGCGACUCGCGUCUGGGAGAAAAGAAUCCGAUUGAUGUGUUGUUGCAUCGUGCAAGAUGACGACCACCGAGUCGCUUUUACAACCAUUGCUGAGCUUUUCCGCACCUACUUCUCGGUAAGAAGGAAAUGCUUGCUUUUCCCCAUUUUUUUUCCAGAGAAAGGGGCCCAAGGUGGGCUUAGGGGUGAUGGACAUAGGGGUCAUCUCUGAUAAUAGGCCAAGCCACAUGAGCAGCCCUAAUAAUAUCUGGGGAAGAGGGUAAAGAGUUUGCUCUUUGUUCGUAAUGGUGAUAUGUCUCUCAUAUAUGUGCUUUUAAAAAUAAUUCGCUGUGUGUGACAUCAAGCAUGUUGAAAAGGGACCGAUCCGAUCGCAUGUCUGUCUUUUGCUCCUCAGUACCUUUUGCAUGUGAUACUGAGGUUCUCUGUACAGGCGACUCCUAAUUUCUGUGGGGGUUUCGUUGCAAGGGACCGCAUGUUUAAGUGAAAUCAGAUAUAUUUGAAACGCCACUGGAAAAGCCUGCAAACACCCCAUUCCGCCCCUUUUCCUGAGGUUUUUGGGUCACUUCUGGGCUCAGCGCAUGCGUGAUUCUGCUCAUAUUGGAUGUGCCAAAUACAGUCGCUGCCUGUAAAUGUUUUUGUUUUCUUCUGAACGUAUCUGUCACUUUCUCUCUGCAGGACACCGACUUGGUGCCAAGUGACGUUGCAGCGGGACUGACUCUUCUUCACCAAGAGCAAGAUAAAGUGGAAAAUUGUCCCAAGGAGCCUGAAGAAAUUAUUACUCAGUCACCAUUAACUCCUAUGGUAAGACUGCUGGAUGUUUUGAACUCGUCGUUCGGGUUCAGAUGCUACAUAUAUGCUCGGAUCUUCCGGGGAGGGAAACUCACCUCUGAGGGCCCUGUCUGGUGGGGCACCUCUUAAAAUUACCCACAAUUGAUAUAACCAUACCCAUGUUCAUCACCAUAGCCACCUUCACUCUCUGUUCCUUCCCCAGACCGACGAUUUGGAUGCAGAAUUAGAAAAUGCUGCUCACUACAUGAAGUUUGCCGUGGCUACUUACGGUUGGGCCUACUACAUAAUGGCAAACCCUUUUACAGGCCUCUGUAAGCUUAAAGGAGACUGGUAGGUUGAGGCACUGUCUAAAACAGGUUGGCAAAUUUAAUUCUUUAAUGUGGCAUGUUAAACGCGAGUAUUAAAUGUGGUGGCUCAUCGUAUAAGAAAGUUGCUGUUUGCAGUGUAGCUUUUGAGAGAGCUCUACUCUGAGGGUUAACUUGUUAACAUGUCAAAAUAUUAUUGAUGUUUUUCAAAGAAUUGCUAGCUUUUUAUAUAGGUUCAAAAAGCUUGGAAACAGAUAAUGGGUGGUGUAAACUGAGCUGUAUAACCGGGCUGUUUAAAAAAUAAAAUUGAUCUUCAUAAUGUAGGGGCGGGGAACCUGAUGCUCAGGGGCCAAAUGUGGCCCCCAGGCCUCUCUGUGUGGCCCUUACGUCAUUCCCCAGGCCGCAACCCUCACUGGCUCUCCUUGGCAACUCCGAUGUUUUUACCUGUCUGGGAAUGUGUGCUUAAACUCUGACAAUGCCUCUUGCUUGCCUGAAUGGGGGACUGAGUCACAGGAGUGGACAUAAGAAAAUCCCCGGUAGAUCAGAUGAAAAUCCCAUCUAGUCAUAGAUAGGAUCAUAGAGUUGGAAGGGACCCUGAGGGUCAUCUAGUCCAACCCGCUGCAGUGCUGUCCCAUAUGGGGAUCGAACCUUCAACCUUGGCGUUAUCAGUACCACGCUCUAAGCAAUGGAGCUACCCCAGCAUUUUGUCCCCACAUUGGCCACAAUUUGGACGUGUGUGCAACAGCACUCUUCGCACUUGUGAUUCCCAGAAACUGGUAUUCAGAGACACGUUGCCCCUGGUUGCAGAGUUUUUCUGCCUUCCCUUUUAUUCUCCUUGCCCUCUGGUUAUCCUUGCACCUGUGAGGUAGGUCAGUUGGAGAGUUUGAGCAACUGGCGCAAGGUCACCUAGCUGGCUUUGUGCCUGAGUGGGGGAUUUGAACCCUACUCUCCCAGGUCCUUGUGGGUUGCUCCAACCUGGUCUUGUCAGUGUGGCAUCCUCAUUCGAUUCAAAAUCCCAUAAACCCCAGCCAGCUUGUCCAGUAGCCUUAUAUGAUGGGAGUCAAAGUCCACCAACAUCUGGAGGGAUGUAGGCUCCUCAUUCUGCAUUAGGAAUGAGAACCCAGAGAUUGAUUGAUAGGUGAGGACAGUCCCUCUUACAACUGGGGCGGGGGGAAAUGAUAUUUUAACUUGAUUUCCUAUGUUUCUGUUAUGCAAUUUAAGAAUUUGUAAUGCAACCUACGCUGGUUUUACUCGAUAGCAAGUCCCACUGAGAUCAGUAGCACUUACUCCCCAUUUCCCUUUAUGACUCGCAACGCUGUAGUGGUUAGAGUGCUGGACUCGGACCAGGUUUCGAAUUCUUACUCAGCCAUGAUGCGCACUGGGUGACCUUGGGCCAGUCACUGUCUCUCAGCCAAACCUACCUCGCAGGGUUGUUGUGAGGGUGGGAAUAAAUGAGGAGGAGAUGUACAGUAUGCAUGCCACCUUGAACUCCUUGGAGGAAAUAGGUAAAGGUAAAGGGACCCCUGCCCAUUAGGUCCAGUUGUGGCCGACUCUGGGGUUGCGGCGCUCAUCUCGCUUUAUUGGCCGAGGGAGCCGGCGUACAGCUUCCGGGUCAUGUGGCCAGCAUGACUAAGCUGCUUCUGGCGAACCAGAGCAGCGCACGGAAAUGCCGUUUACCUUCCCGCCGGAGCGGUACCUAUUUAUCUACUUGCACUUUGACGUGCUUUCGAACUGCUAGGUUGGCAGGAGCAGGGACAGAGCAACGGGAGCUCACCCCGUCACGGGGAUUAGAACAGCCGACCUUCUGAUUGGCAAGUCCUAGGCUCUGUGGUUUAACCCACAGCGCCACCCGCGUCCCUUGGAGGAAAUAAUGGGAUAUAAAUUCAUUAAAUAAACAAAACUGACAUGCUAGCAAUCUUCAAAAGAAUCCUUGUGAGAGGCUUCUUUUACUUGGGAAGUGUAGCCGAUUUGAAUUUUGCAUGUCUCAUUAUUUCUUCUUCUGUCUUCAAUUUAUGAAGUUGUAGAAGCAGCCCAAUAGAGACUGAUAUAAUCGGCAGCGAUCGUCUUAACAUGAAUUUUGGAGCGAUCUUAAAAAUCACAGGACUUCAGUACAGAGAUUUCAUUCACAUCAGCUUCCACAAUAAAGUAAGCCGUUGGAACAAAAAUAAACCGAAUUGGUUCUUAGUAAUUUCUUGAUUAUUUUUAAAGUCUGGAAAUGAAAAGGGGCUUUCCACUCAGGCCGUUGAUGUCAGUGGUUAGGGACCCAACCAGGAUGGCUGAAACAUAGUUUGAAACAGAAAGCAGCCUAUAAUAGACAACAAGCCUAUUCGACAAGGUUGGGGCAGUUGCAGCAAGAAUGCUCUCUGCUUUAACAUGGUGACGAAGGAACAAAAUUCUUUCAAAACACAGAGGGUGGCAUCCAAUGCACUUUUCCACUAGCACAAGGAUUUACACUUGUGCAACCGAACUCUAUCCCCCCCCAUACCCUGUGCCUUCCCCAAAACUUCUCUGAAGGGUUGAUGGAACCUCCAGAAAAUAUUUAGGGGGCACUUGGGGGAGAGGAUAGGGAGGGGAAGUUCCAUUGCACAGCCCAAAGUCCUUGUACUGAUGGGACGAGUUUGUUGAAUGAGCGGCAGGUUUAAGAGGUACCACUGGACAUAAAAACAGUGCUUUUUCUGGGGGGACGCAGGGGUACACAUGCCCCAAAACAUUUUGUGAAUCUUUGUACUUUUGUCCAUUUACUGUACAGCCGUACCUUGGUUUUCGAACAGCUUAGUUCUCGAACGUUUUGGCUCCUGAACGCCGCAAACCUGGAAGCGAGUGUUCCGGUUUGCAAACUAUUUUUGGAAGCCGAAUAUCUGACGGGGCUUCCGAUUGGCCACAGGAGCUUCCAGCAGCCAAUCAGAAGCUGCACUUUGGUUUUUGAAUGUUUUGGAAGUCGAAUGGACUUCCGGAACGGAUUCUAUUCGACUUCCAAGGUAUGACUGUAUUUGAACUAUCAAAUGGUGGUUUUCUUGAGUAAAAAUGAGAGUACCCCUAAACAUUUUAAUGGAAAAAAAGCACUGCAUAAAAAUAUGCUUGGCCUGUGGGACUCGCUGCCUCAUGACAUUCAAUAGCCAGUGCCAUAACAGACUUUUAAAAAAAGAUACGUAACUCUGUAGAGGCUGGAUCCAUCAGCAGUUACCAGGAGGAGCCAAUGAAGCAGGAAUUGCAUGGAAACCAUCUCUCAAGGAUGCUGUAGCUGCAUCCUGCAUUGAGCAAGCAGGGGGUCAGACUGGUGUGACUGGUUUCCAUGCAAUUCCCACCUCGUUGGCUCCUCAUCCCCCAGGCAGUCCUCAUCAUCUAUCAGUCAGAGAGAGGGGCUGACUUCUCCCUGCUUGACAAGCCUUCCAGAGGCAUUUAGAUGACGCAGUGGCUGAGCUAAGCGGACCACUGGCAUGACCCAGUGUGGAAGAUCUCAUGCUCCCAUGCCCGCCCUUGUGUUUUUUAGAUUUAUGAGAUCCCAUUCUACAUUGCACUGGAUCACAAAAAAGAGGCCGUCGUCGUCGCUGUGAGAGGAACCCUGUCAUUUGAGGUAAUGUCUAUUUCAUAAAAUUGAAAAAUUGGGAGCACGGCUUACAUUACUUUUUGUUUUCUAUGGCUUGGCAUGGAUAAUUGCUGGCGAGUUGUUACAGAAAUAUUAGUUCUGAUGUGUUGGCUCAACAAACAUCAGUUGGGGAUUCUAGCUGGGACUUUUAACAUCUAGGGCAGAGGUAGGCAAUAUGGUGCCUUCCUGGUGUUAACUGGAUUUCAGCCUCCCAUCAGUCCCAGGCAGGAAUUAUGACAGUUGUCAUCCAGCAACACCUGGAGGGACAAAGUCAGCCGCUGCUACUCUAGUAUGAAUGGGAAGUUUAUAUAGGAAUAACUUGUCUGUACAUCAUCUAAAUGCGUGGCGCAUCCCUGUAUAUCGCAUUUCUAUUAUAAUCACCACCAGUUGCAUUUUCAGUGGAUUUCAAAAUAGUUUGGACACCUUUGUGUGCACGAUGAACCAGCAGCAUGUAUGCAAAACCCUGUAGUGCCAGAUGUAGUACUUGGCAUGAGAAUCCUUUUCUUAUUUUUUUAUUUAUUUACUUUUUUUAAAAAAAAGAAUUAAAUAUCUUAAGAAAUACUAUGCAAGAAGUCAAAUGUAUCAGGUAUAUGCAGCAAUACUUUCCACUUCAUAUAUCUCAGAAGUCUAAUCUCAUUACUUCUUUUACUGAGAAGUGUAUUCCAAAAAAUAAAAUAAAAUAAAAACCUCACUGAUUUUAGCUAUGAUACCUUAUUUGGGCUAUCUCUUUCCUUUGCUUGCUAUAUUAUUAUAAACAGUGCCCUCCAUAGCCCAUAUAAUCAGCCAAGCAUUUUUAAAAUAUAGUUUUAUUAAAUAUUUUCUUUGGUUACAAAAGCACGUGCUUUGUUUCUUUCAGCCAAGCAUAUUUGUUUUGGGUUUUGUUUUUUUUUUUAAAAUGAGCAAAUACAUACAAAUCAAAACUUUGAAAUGUGAAAAGUAGAAAAAAGAUUUUAAAAGGUUACAAAGAACAAAAAAAGAAAGAAGAAAGAAGAAAAGCAGAAGUCUAAAUAAAUUACAUAAACUAAUACAAUUAAAUCUUAAUGAAGAUCUGAAAAGAUCAUAGAUGGAACAGCAUUCAUUUAUUCAUUAUUUAAACAGUUACCUCAUACAUAUUGUCUGUUUUCCUAAGAAGCUAACACUUCUUGGGUAUUUCAUUUUUCAUAUUCUUUUGUUCUUUGGACUGCCAAGCCAAGCCAAGCAUAUCUGAUUCCUCCACAGUCUUGGUCAGUUUCUGUGAAGCCAAAAUGAGUGCCCUCCAGAUGCCAUUGGACUACAAUUCCCAUCAGCCCCAACCAAGCACGGUCAAUAGGAUGGUGGGAAUUGUAGUCCGCAGCAUCUGGCGGUCACAAUGCUGACAGCCCAUGCUCUAGAUGUUAACAUGCCUUCCAGAAUAUCUUGAGUAUAAAAGCCCCUGCCAUCUGAUGUCCAGUGGUGUCAACUCGGCAAGAAGGUAUCCCUGAUCCUGGCAGUGGGUGGUGUUCUUUGUGUAUGUUUGGCAGGCAGCCAAAAUGCUGAAACUGCAUUUCCUUUAUUUUGCAUGCAGGACGUCCUCACAGAUCUCUCGGCAGAUUGCGAAAACUUGACAUUGGAAGACGUUCUGGAAAACGGUUUUGUGCAUAAGGUCAGCAGGUAGUUCUAUGACAACUUUGCAAAGCCCUGGAGAUCCAAAACUCUUUGUUCCUGUGUGUACAGUGAGACGCUGGGCAGACUCCCAGGGGAUCCAGAUAAAGGGUCUCAUGCUCUACCGACUGAGCUAUGGAUUUAAGCACAUAUUGCAAACACAAACGAGCUUUCAAACUGAGACACUGUUUUUUUGUCUCCUAGGGGAUAACCCAGGCCGCCAACUAUAUUUACAGAAGGCUAAUAAACGACGGGAUUCUGAACCAAGCCUUCACAAUUGCUCCUGUAAGUUGUUGCUUCCAAACUCUGGGCGUGCAUCCGCCUUGCCUCCAACCUACUCUCCAACGUGUUCUGUUGCAAGCAUUUAGCUGAGCUGCUCAGUUCAUCAAUAUUUCUGUUUGUGUCGUAGCCCUUUCUAUGUUUUUUAUCUCUAGGAAUACAAACUAGUUGUCGUCGGCCACAGCUUAGGAGGGGGAACGGCCUCCAUUUUGGCGAUCAUGCUCAAAAACGCAUUCCCCAAUGUGCGAUGUUACGCCUUUUCUCCACCAGGGGGUUUAUUAAGGUAAAUUAUAUUAAUUUUCUUUCUCCAUUUCAGGACAGAAAUCUGUUGGCAAAUAGAGCAAGGGAGCCCAACCUAGCUUAGCAUGGUGAGCUUUGAGAAACCAGGGGACAUGAAAUGAUGUAAAGAUAACUUGGGUCAAUUUAGGAAGAACUUAUGUGAAUUGAACUGGUUUGGUUCUGCAUAUAGAUUUCUCCCCUGUAAGAGAUGGAUUGGUUUAAAAAAUGAACUACGAUUCCUCUAGUUUAUUUCAGACUCCUUUUAUUAAGUGUAGCGUGUCCAUCCCCCUCUAUCCACAACGAUCUGAGUGGGUAACAACAUUGUGUUCUUGAAUAACUAGUAAGCAAUGAAAAAUAAAUUGGCUCUGAUAAUGAUAUGGCUCUUUUUAAAAAGCAAAUAAAUUAAAAGCACAAGGAGACCAUUAUUGCUCCAGACUUGGUCAUCCGCAGAGAGGUUUCUGCAUCUAAGAUCAGAUAGGAUCAUCUGUAUAAAAGAACAGAACGGCUUUCCACCCUAUGUGAUCCCUCCUGCCCAUCUGCUUCCACAUGUACACAGACCUGUACAUGUGGGAAUGGUUUAGUAAUCGACACAAGGUUCCUUUCCCCCCCUUGAGCUCAACAAAGUUGGUACUGGGACUGUGCAAGUGGAACAGCUUCCCCGCAAAUGGAAGCCCUGCAUGGCGCACAGGCAAGCAAUGUGCAGAGAUCUAUUAAUGGGCAAAUACUGUAUCUUUGCGUGCAUGUCUAUAUGUGUGCAUUAUGCGCAUGAAAAGGCGAACCGUUUUCUUGGAAGACAAUUCUACAAAAUGCUGGUCCAAAGAGAAGGUCUUGCACUCUGCAAAGCAUUCCACUUGUUCUGACUUCUUUUUUUAAAGGGGAGGAGACAUGAUUGUGGUGCAAACAGCGGUAAUAUUUGGUCAUAUUUUAUUUACCAGUGAUAGAAGAUGCUCAGUGUAAUUUUCUCUUGCUUAAGAGCCUUUUCUGAAUGAAGUAAUUUGGAGCACUUUUAAAACUCUUGUAAUGCAUGUCUGUAUAAGGAAACUGACAGUAGGUUUCAGUUAGCGUUUCUUUUCUUUAACACCCUCCUUUUCUUUUUAAGCAAAUCACUUGCGGACUAUACUAAGCAGUUUAUCAUAUCUGUCAUUGUCGGGAAAGACGUUGUUCCAAGGUAAGGAUGCAGCUUACUUGCUGAUUCAGUUUGAAAGUGAUAUCCUUGGUCAGAUGGCUUAACGAGUGCUUAUCUCCUUCCCCCUCAUUGUUGUGUACCAAACAGGCUAAGCAUGCCCAACAUGGAAGACCUAAAAAGAAGGAUCAUUAGGAUAGUUGCCAACUGUAACAGACCCAAGGUAAAAAUACAAACCGUUCUUAUUUGUUCUAAAAAUCUGAAUGCUGUUUUAAUGGCCACAACCUCUGCGAACACAAGGUAUAUGUUAAAAUUCUCAACAAGUAUACAUAAAACGAGAUGCAGGUGGCGCUGUGGGUUAAACCACAGAGCCUAGGACUUGCCAAUCAGAAGGUUGGCGGUUCAAAUCCCCGACGGGGUGAGCUCCUGUUGCUACCCGGUCCCUGUUCCUGCCGAAAGCACGUCAAAGUGCAAGUAGAUAAAUAGGUACUGCUCCAGCUGGAAGGUAAACGGCGUUUCCGUGCGCUGCUCUGGUUCGCCAGAAGCGGCUUAGUCAUGCUGGCCACAUGAACCGGAAGCUGUACGCCGGCUCCCUCGGCCAAUAAAGCGAGAUGAGCGCCGCAACCCCAGAGUCGGCCACGACUGGACCUAACUGUCAGGGGUCCCUUUAGCCUUUAUAUGUAAAACCUGUCGUUUAAAUAUAUGCAUUAUUUUUGUAAAAUAAAGCCGCCCGUUAAGAUACAUGUCAGCCAUGUAUAACUGGGCAGGCAAACAAAAAAACCUUUUUUUAGCAAGCACUGAAAACCAAUGCAAACCAAUGCAAGGAGUUUCAGGGUGCAGCUCCUGUCACACUGAAAAAGAUACUCAUUACUAGUGCGAAAGAGACGCUGCAUGGCCCUUGUAAAAGUAUUAGUUCCACAGAUUGAUGGGGUGGCCAUGUAUUGGGAAAGGUGGUCCCUUAGGUAAACUGGUCCCAAGCUGUUAAGAGCUUUGGCUCAGGAUCAGGUUCAGCCAGUUCAGAACUCUGAGCACAGGUAUUAUGUGCUGACAGGGUCUCACUCCUGUCGGCAAACGUGUUGCAGUUUCUGGACCAAGUGCAAGGGAAGUCCCAGAUAUAAUGUGUUGCAUUAGCCCAGUCUUCACUUCCUCCCUAGACCAAGCCCAAUAAUUGCUGACGCAGGUGUACUUGUAGGGAUUUUCAUAUGCAGUUAGUUGUAUAUAGUGGUGAAAGGAUUUGGGAUUCUAGAGAUCAUGUGCAUUAGAUGCAGAAAAUUCCAUUCUAGGUUGACUCUGGCAUCUUCCCAGUUCAAAAGCGCUUUCGUGGCAGGGCUGGGAAGGAUAUUGUGGAGUUGUUGCUGUUAUCAGUCAGGACAGCCAGAAAUAAAUAAAGUUUCAUUUUCCUCAGUCAGUAGCCACCUGUGCUACCCAGGAAGUUUCAAAAGCAGUUUUUGACAUGGCAUCGAAAGACAGAGUCAUACUCGCUAGGAUAUUAUAGACCUAUUCCAUGAGCCUAGCAGUCUGUUUGACUCCAGUCCGUUAGUAACGAUGAAGCUGUCUGUCAAAGAUGUCUGAGAUUUCACUUUUUUGCUCUGAUAUGCAUUGUGGGAGCAGGGAAGUAAUUGCACAGGCGUCAUACUUUUGGAAUAACAGCACAGAAUUAUUGUGGGUGUAGAUGUUCUUAAAAACUUCUCUGCACAAACUGAAAUGAUCCCACUUAGCCAAAUGGCUUCGCGGUUUCUCAUAUGCUCUCCUUUUGUCUUUCAAUUUCUCCUUGCACAGUACCAGAUCCUGCUACAUGGCUGUUGGUAUGAAGUAUUUGGAGGAGAGCCUGAUAACUUUCCAACGGAACUGGAUGGUAGAAACCAAGAUGCUUUGACUCAGCCUCUUCUAGCUGAAGAAAACUUAAUGGUUCAUCAGUCUCCUUCUUACACUACUCUAGGUGGCGACUCGCCUUUAAGCUCUCCGGCUCAGUAUCCGCGCCUCUUUCUCCCUGGGAGAAUCAUCCACAUUGUAGAAGAAAGCAGCACAAAGAGGUAAACGACUAACCUGUUAUCAGUGACCCCGUGCUCCCCAGCCCUCUCUCUCUCUCUGCCCCGAAUCUGCAUUUACAUUCAGAAAACUCUUUUGGCAAGGAUUGAGUGAGGAAAGGUGCGGUGAGGAAAGGAAAGAUGUGGAAAUGUGGUGAAUGAAAGGUUUGAAUAAUGAUGAUGAUGAUGAUGAUAAUAAUGGUAUUGUGUGGCUCGCAGAACAUUUCCCUCAAUCUGACCAGGUGUCCCAAGAAGCUCAGUUGUUGCAAUUAUUUAUUAUCCUAAGCUAUAUGGAACAGUCUUUCAGAAAUCUAGCAUUUUGUUUAUUGAACAUAGGUGUAUACCACUUUUCUCAAACUCUAGGCAACUUACAUAAAAAUAAAGCAUCACAACAAAAGCAUUUUAGCAGGCAAAAUGCAGGAAUACAGAGCACCCUCUCACCCAUCAAGCCAGCCUCUUCAAAAUUCACCCCAGGUUGGGUUUGCAGCUUUUUCGGAAGUCCUUGAGAGAGGAGUUGUUUCUGAUAAAGGAAAUCAUCCCCAAAGCCUUAGGGCCCUUGCAUUGAAGGUUCUGCUCAAGGUCAUUGGACUACUUGACAUAAAAGGCGCAUAGCUUGACCCAGGCUUCCUCAACCUCAGCCCUCCAGAUGUUUGGAGACUACAAUUCCCAUCAUCCCUGACCACUGGUCCUGCUAGCUAGGGAUCAUGGGAGUUGUAGGCCAAAAACAUCUGGAGGGCCAAGGUUGAGGAAGCCUGGCUUGACCCAGAGAUUUUCACACUGAGUUAUGGAAGUUAAUGCAGAGAGACACCUCUCUUAACACUGGUUCCGGGCUUUGAAGGGCAUCAUAGGUGUGUACUAACACCUCACGUGUGUUUUUUUUGUAAAUAUGGUGUUGAUUGCCUAUCAAGCUAGCACUGUACUCACUGUACUUCAUACUAGCCAGUUGUUGUCUCAGUGAGAAGCAGAGGGCAAUCUAACUGUAGUUUUCUUAUGCCUUCAUUAUGCACUUUUUCCAGGGGCACAGUGUUUCAACGUGCCAUCUGUUUUGCUUAAAGCAGAAAAGGAACUUUUAUUUUUAACCACCACCUAAAAUCGCUGAUAGGGUUGAGGGAAGAGCUUGAGGACUCAUGUCCACUGGUUUCUUGCCCUAGACAGCCUGCUCCAUUUUUACAUUUGUAAUAAAACCUGCACAACUUCCCUGUCUCAGAUUUUUGUUGACCUCACAAAAACAGAAUCUAUUUUAAUAGCUUUCUCGAGCAGGGCAGCGUUAACACAUUUUCGGCACUGAAUAGUUGCAGAAAACUAUUUAUUACUGCAAGGUUUGGAAAACUUUUGAUAAGAACAUUAUUAAAACCCUGCCGCUGCCCCCCCAAAAACCCCCCUGCUCUUGCUGUAUUUUGCAAUUGAACAAUAUAGAAGUGAUUUUCUUACAGUACUGUAGUUUCCUUCCACAGGUUAAAAAAAAAAGUAACAUGCACUCAGGCAUCGAGGCUCGUUGGGUAGCUAUUCUUACUGUGUGUCAUAUUUUUUGCAUUGUGCCUCACCUCUUCUGAAUCGGUUUAGAUGGUGGUAUGUUUCUUUUUUAAAAAAAGCAAGUAAGGGAAAGUUUGUAAAAAGCAGGGGGGAUUGCAAAAAGAAAAAAAAAAUCAGUGAAACAGAGUAAUCUCCAAAAAAAGAAAAGCGGUGUGACGGUAUGAAAAAUUUCAAAGGGGGGGUAGUCAUUGCUAGGUACAGAGGGUGUUUCACAAGUGGGGUGCCAUACCACUCAAUAUUAUCAGCUGCUUCUUACAGAAUAUAUUGAGAGAAGCUCGCAUUCCUGUCUCAGCCCCUGGAUGGAGUGGCAUGGGAGAAGGGAGUCGUUUCACUGCCUCCUAAAAAAGUUGUCAUUGAGAUUACUCCUACAGCUGCUGGCAGUGCACUGCAGGUGGAAGUCACAGUCACAGGAGGCAAGUUGUCUUUCAGGAAGUUCAGGCAGAUCGUGUUGGCUUGGCUGCAGCUAUUUCUAAAAAUCAACUUCCUUUUCCUGUCUACCCUAGGAAAGAGGAUGCAGCCUUUUUUAACAGAACUUCCAAAAUCACGUGCACCAGGGAUGAGGAGCCUGUGGGCCUCUCCAUAUGGUGCCUGCUUCUCAACUCAUAGUGGGGCACAGAGGGCAGCCUAGCUGGUGGUCAGGUUUGGGGAGUUGCAGCCCAGCCUGAUCCACUGCUGGCAGGCAGUUCCUGAUAAGAUUGCCCCUGUCGGAAAUCAGCCAUCCACAAGGCAGGGAAAGGCUUCAAUGGCCGAGUUCAAAGUCCUGCUUGAGUGCUUGGAGCUACAUUAUGUAUUUACAAAGAUCAAUCAGUGUUUGAAAUAGCUGCUGAAAUCAGGGGUGCAAGUAUUCCACUGACACGUUGUCCUUUUUCCAGGUGGUGUUCUUCAGACGUCAAGUACACUGCAAGCUGGUCAAAAGAAACCGCCUUUGGUAAUAUUUUAAUAAGCCCCAAGAUGAUAACUGAUCAUAUGCCAGACAUCGUCCUCAAAGCUCUAAAUAGCUUGGCUCAGGAAAACGCGCCUUGCAUUUCUUGUCGAGCGCAAGGAGACUUUUCUACAAACAUUGUAUAAUUGAAGACAAAGAGGACAGCAGCCUAUCAAGUGUGUUUGGACAGGCAGGCCUUUCGUACUUAACUCAUGCCCCCAAAGUAGGAGCUGAGCGGGGCAGGUCUUCAACAUUUUCAGGACGAAGCAGAGGACACACUUCUUUGCAUUGCAGAGAUUUUUCUGGGGUCCUUUUCAAGGCGAGCUGUUUCACUUUAACAGAAGCAAGUGAGCCCAUCAUGAUUUCUAACCAUCAAUCAGUGGCAGCUGGUACAGAGAACUGCGAGGCUGAUGGGAAGGAAGGCAAGACUAGCAAGAGUGACCAUAUAGGUUCAUACUUUACGGUCUACCUCUGCCUUACAUCUGUUUCACAUAGCAGAGCUGGCCACUCCGCCAGGUUGAUAAAGCACUUGUAAAAAGGAGACAUGGGAAAAUGAAAAUAUUAAAUUGAAGACAACUCUACCACCGUUCCAGAUAUACAAAAGUGACACCCCCACCCCCCAAGAGGUGAGCUGAACUUCAGCCUAUUAUUGGCACUUCCCUUCAUGGCAGAAAUCUUGUUUUCUUUGCUGUUGAAGGAAGCCUGCAUUUUAUAACUUUUGUAGGCUUAAAUGCUACUUGGGUUCAUGUGCAAUAUUUGUCUACUUUUGCUUACUGUUCAGUGCUGCUGAAUGUGCAUAGAAGGGUUAAAUCCUUGCUUAUGGUAUUAUUCCACGUUGCCCCAUUCUAGGAGAAUUGUGAAAGAUCAUUUGGACUAGCUAUGUAAAAAAAGUUUCAAUUUUAAAAUAUCUCUACUUGCAAUCUUGUACAGUUAAAACGAUUGUGCAGCAAAUGAUGUCACUAAAAUGAUGUUUUACUAAAUGCAAGUCCUUCAGAAACUGCUUGCCAAGCAGAAUCAGUGUUUUGUGAUGGUAUUUGUUCAUAGAUUUAGGUUCCAACUGAAAAUGGAAAUAGGAGAUAAUCUUGUUACAUUACGCUAUACUUUGGCUUGUUAAUUUUCAGUGGAAAAUACUAAGAAGCCUAUCCCACAGUCUGGAUCACAACAGAUUGGAGGUAUUUCUUAGCUGGGCUUUUCUCUCUGCUCCGCCAAAAGGAUUUCUGUAAGGUAGUGGUUAAAAACGUUAUCACUUUACCUUGGUUUUUUUACAUUUGAGAUUGAUGACUGAAGUGGAGAACAAGUUGAAAUUAGUGAAACCUCGUACAAGUGACAUCUGCACAGCAAGCACUCUGGUACUUGUUUGUAGAAGGGCAAUCUUUGUCAAAAUCAAAAAAUGUUAUGCAUUUUUCCCCACGUGCAGAUGCUUCCAAGCGUAGGUAACCCACUCCACGGUGGGUUAUGCAUUCACAUGAAAACAAAAGACUUAAAAAACACACCAAACACUUCACUGAGGAAUCCUGUGAUCACAAAUACUGUCCCAGUUCACAAACCACAAAGGUUAAAAUUGUGGGCUUUCUAAACACUCCAACGCAAGCAUGACUAAAACCAAACUUUCCAUAUGGAUGGAAUGUACCAAUAGGUAGCAAAGUCACAGUUCACCCAGAAGCCAACCCAAUUGCAUGCACACAACAGCCAGACUGGAAAAUGGCAGUUGUAUCACCCUUCACACUGCAGUGCUUUUGCCCAGUCUGGGUCAACUAAUCCAUGUGUCAAUAGAUUCAAUCUCUCAGUGGUUUUCAACCAGUGUGCUGUGGCACCCUGGAGUGCCUUGAAUGAUGGUCAGGGGUGCUGUGGGAAACCUUGACCUCUGUUCUUCUUUCCUUCCCUCCCUUCUCUGAUGCCUUCCCAAAGGCUUGCACAGCUGUUUGUUGCAGCUGCCUUGACUACAACCUUGGCAGGCAAAUGGUGCCUCUGGGGCUGGCCAGGAGGGGCUGGCUGCCAGGAGCUGAUGUGGUCUCGGAGUAAGCAAGCCAGUCUGCCAGCCCUUACUCUGUAGGGAAUGGACAGACAAGUCCCAGGCCCCUGUGGGGCAGUGAGAGGAGGCACCUCUUUCUGGGGCGGGGGGGGGGGGCAGCUCAGAUCAGGGGCAGCAGCAUUGGCUGCCCAGAGGACUCCCAAAGAGAGAGGAGAGGAGAGGAGGCUGAGGGAACACUCCACAAGGGAGGGUUUUGGAAAAGGGUGAGAGGCUGCCAGCUCUGCAGGCAAGGGCUGACAUAACUGGGCCCCUGAGCCUCGACAGGGGUGCCGCAGAAAGAAGGUAGUCAAGGGAGCCGUGGACUCAAAAAAGUUGAAAACCUCUGCAAUAUAUGAAUUCAGUUCACAAAUUCAAGCUCGACCACCAGCGUGAUUCAAGAAAUUUAUUAAGUCAUACAUGCAAAACAUACUGCUAAAUUGCAUUACCAAAAAGAUCAAUGUAAAAACUUCACAAUCUUGCAAACUCCAUUUAUUUUAUUUUAUUUUUUGUUCUAGUAGUUGAAAGGUUGUAGCUCAAUGUUGUGUUCUUGCCAGCAUCUGGGAUGUAUGGAACAUGGUUAGCACUAGGUUACAGAACCUCACAUACCAACUGCCAUUACUAGAUCAAUCAACAGGAGGCGAGGUCAAAAGGGCGAUGUCAGCAUUAGUAAAAUUACAGCAUCAGGUUACCUGGCAAAUGGUGACAUUAAAGGAAGGUGAUUAAGGUGGUGUGAAAUAUUAAAAAAGUACUAGAAGUGGUAAAUCUGCUGAACAUGAUUUUUACAUCAAGUCACCUGAAGACUAAAGGAAGCCUUUCAAAAAAGCAUGUAUACUAUUAUGACAGGAGAAGGGGGGCGGGGAGAAACAGAAACAAGGCUAUGCUUGAAUAUAUCUAAACUACAAAAAAAAAUGCAAAUAUAUCAGAAAGGUUUUAAAAUACAAGUUAUAUUGCUCAGGAAGAAGAUUCUACAAUAAAGCAUCUAGCAAGAACAUGUGAGGGAAUGACCAGUUCAAAAUUGUAGCAAAAUGAAUGCGGCACUGGAAAAUGCAAACAAGUGAUCCAUAAAAAAAUACCAACCUUCCCCCUUCAGUUACUGCUUAGUUGCAACAGAGGGUUUCAGUUUACUGGUUUUAUUAGACAAGAGAGAAAUCCACUGAGUUUAACCAACUUGUGGACAAUGUAGUGUAAAUUGAUCUUUACAGUGUCAAAAUACUGUUGGGCAGUUUCCCUUGACCAAUCCAGGCACCUUUCGCCAAUCAAAGCAAUAUACUGCUCUCAAGGAAGACAAUACAUUUCAAGGAAAAGUUUAAAUCACAGUCCUUAACAAACAGGAAAACUUUUUUUUUUAAUUUAAAAAAGAGGGAAUCUGUAUGCUGUCAAUUAUUGCGGUUGUUCAGGCAUGAAAGAAAGAUACUAAGACCAUCAGUUGGAUGAGUGUAUUAAACAGCAGCAUUUUCCUACCAAUAGGAUAUCGGAAGGGAAACCUAUAAAGUUUUGCAAUUCCUAAUAAAACAUUAGUAUCUUUAAAGACACCUGUUUGUCUUAAAAAAAACAAACAGGUUUCGUGCUCCAUCUACAAAGCACAACAAUACAACAUAGAUGAGCAGGUAAUUUGGCAACACUCGAUUAAUCUGAGCAAAGGGACUUGGGAAAAUAAGGCUUUAUAUAGGUUUGUCUUUUUUUUUUAAAAAAAAAGGAUAUCUUUAGUAGAAGAAAAACAAAAUCUAACUUUUUAAACAAAGGGGAAAGAGAUAGUGAUGAUUGGUUCAAAAUUUUUGAUGUAAGAGAACUAAUCUUUUUUAACAGAAGAACUUGGCAUUGUUGUGAAUGCUCCAUUGUUCCAAGCAAAGCACAGAAGGUUCUGAGGAAGGGGCUGGGACCGGGGGCUGCAUUAGAGUAGCAGACAUUUUCUCUUCCUCUUCUUUACAGGAGGGGGGCAGAGAACUGCUCGAAUAGCUUCGUCAAAGACUGUCUUGAGGCCUCGCUGUGUAAGUGCUGAGCAUUCUAGGUAUUUUACCGCACCUGCAGAAAAAAACGGAACAAAUCUGAGCUACUUAGAAAUCCAAACACCCCAACCCCAAGGAAUAGCAAGUCAAAAUGGAGGCUGAAGUCCGUCCCCCACCCACUGAGACCCAAAUUCCACAGCCCUUCGGCUGAAUUUAGGUUCCACAAGAACUAUUAGCGCUCACGCAGAUAGAUCAAAGCCUUACCAAUCUCUUUUGCCAUGGCAAGGCCUUGUGGGUAGGUGAUGGGAGUCAGCUUCUUCUCCUUCAGCUUUUCAAUGGUGUCUUUGUCAUCUCGGAGGUCAAGUUUGGUUCCCACUAGGAUGAUGGGAGUGUUAGGGCAAUGGUGUCGCACUUCUGGAUACCACUGGAAGGAAAAAAGGGGCGAUUAGCUUCUCUGUAUAUGCAGACAGAGCAUGCAUAUUAAGAAUAUAAAACAAAAAUACAGGUAUUCGUUGGGUUGAAAUUCACAUCAUUUGCAAGUAUUAGGCAUGACCAACUGUAUACCAAAUGAUGAGCCACCAAUGCAUUAAACAAGCUUAAGAGCCACCCCCUCUACCUCUAAGCAGAAGCCCCCAAAACAGAGCAGAACAGUUCCCAGGACCCAGCCUUUCCCUUUCGUCAGCUAGAACAGCUCUGAGACCCAAUCCGCCAGUCAGGAACAGCUAGAUUUAUUUAUAAUGCACUUGACGUUUUCUAGGGUGAAGCAUAGAUCCUGCCUGUAGCUUACAACCAGACAGACAUGAUACAAAAGGAAUGGAGGGGGGACUGGAAAAACAAAGAGGACUGGCACUAUUAUUUAUUUUAUUUUUACAAAAUAAAUUUUACAGCACAAGCGAUGUCCACCAGGGGGCUAACAAAAUAAGGACACAGUUCAGGGAGAGAAGCCAAAUGACAGUUGGUUCCAGCCAAGCUGAUGGAUGAGAGCUGUGUAGGUGUCUCUCUAAUCCUGCUGCAUCCAGGUAGAAUGGCUACCCAGCAAUUCUCUCAAAGGGUUUUCGUUCCAAAAGCCAGAAACACUCUGAGGAAGUAGUUGCAUCGUCCAACAAUCUUGACUAAUAGCUUUAUGACAUCUUACCCAAAAUGAGGUUUGCCAUAAACUUUCACAUUUGAUGUUAACACAAAAUGGCAGGGGGGUUGAUACCAAUUUUGCUAAAUAAAUAAAUAAAUAAAUAAAACUACCAACAUGAUUUUUGCAGAUGAAAAAGUGACUAUUGCAUUCCAGUUGCCUUUCAAAUGACAGCAGCCCAAAGUAUCAAAAUUUGGCAUUCUGACACUUUGGGCAUUCAUAUUUUAUUUUAUUUUAAAAAAAAAUAGUUCUCAAAUGCUGCAGAACUAAUAACAAACAAAAUCCAACCACUUAUGUUUAAAAUAGCAGUUAUGUAUAUUCAACCUGAAAUAUUCCUUUUAGAAACGAACACUCUUGCAGUUUUAAUUUGAAGACUUUAUUAAAAACAAACAAAACAGAAACAAACAAACCAAACCACUAAUUUAUUUUAUUGCUGUAAAAUAAUGAAGGUUAAAAAUUUGUGGGAAAUCUCCCAAGGGAAGAAAAGACAAAUGUUUUUCACUCACCUUUGCACGGACAUUUUCAAAGGAUGCAGGACUCACAAGUGAAAAGCAAAUUAAGAACACAUCCUGAAAAACAAUAUUUUAAGAAUCUUAGUCUCUGGUGGUUACUUUCCAGAUAUAACGAGUUUGCCGUAUAAUCAGACUUCUAGUUCCACUCGUGGACAUUUCCAGUUGCUAAUGGACAGCAAGCUGAACCAGCAGCACAGGAGCCCCAGAACCUCUUUUUUCUUUCCAGUUAAAGCUGCAAUGCAAUAUUAAAACACGAGAAAAUCCUGGAAGAACUUAGCAAACUGAAUCCUAACCCUGUAUCUCAGUUACCUUCUAACCUAUUAAUUUAUGCACUCACAUCAUUUGGCUCACUACUUUAGGAAUCUCCUGGGAAAAUUGUUGCUGUUUCCUCUAAUCCCAAUAAGGUUGCUAAUCUGGCCACAAACUGGAAAUACAAUAUGCCUCUUUUAUGCUGCUUAGGAGCAUAAUAUUUAAAUAUGCUUUCCUAGACGUACACCUCAGAGUUCAUGAGGACUUACAUCCUAGCAGCUAUAUUUGAGGCUGCAUCUUCAAUUUUACUAUUACUAACCCAGUUCUUCUCUUACAGACCAGGGGAAGUUGGGGGCUGGUGACUUACCUAGAACAGAGGCACUGCCUAUUUCAAGAAACGGACAAGAACAGCCAUUUGUGUAAUUGACCAACCCUGCCUUAUUGUUCCAAGUGCUCUGAAAUUCCUGGCACUCAAAUUCAGGAUAACAUAACAUCUUAGGAUGCAGCAGUUAGUAUACCUCGCCCUUAAGUAGGUCUCUGCUGAUAUAAGACUGCUAGUCUUAGAAGCUAAUGGGGACAGUUUUACACAGCUAAAGUGGUGGUCAGCUGUCAUUCAUUCCCAACAAGUCUCGUGCACCCAAGUUCCAUUUGCGAGCUCCUGCUUAACUCUUCACAUUGGGAAAGUCAUAUUUUCUGCUCUAGCCUCCUUCACACACCCUUCCAGUUUACAGGUAACAACUUGGCUACCAAAGAAUCAGAAGCCCUUUGGAGUGUUAGUUGAUUGGGUUGCAGCUCCAGGCUGUUAGGUCAGCACCUUGACACCUCCAGAGUUUAGCGCUUGCAACAAUAAUUAUCCAUGCAGCAGGACACCUGGUGAAGAGCAGUGCUGUAAACUCAUGUGCUCCCAUAGCCCCUCUGCAGCUCCUCCAGCUUGCCAGAUACCGAAGUGCCUCUUGUCCUUUUCGCCUUCCACCAAUCCCAGACACUCCGUGGUUUUCCCAUUCAGGAAAAGGACUAGCUGAAGCCUUUUGAAGUAAAUGUCCUUGGUACAAUAAGAGUCUGGUCUGAUGCGACAGCUGUGGUUUGUUAAAUAACACGUUUACUUUUAAGAGAAGCAGAAAUUCAAAGGAUGUUUGGGACCGUAAGGUAAAUAGGGACACCAAAAAAUGGGGAGCCAGUAUUAUGGCAGCAGGAGAAGCAGCAAAAGAAGAUGAAAGAGCUUGGAGCAUAAUGGUUGAAAGUUUUACAUACGCAGAACGGUUGACGUUUCACCCUGGGAGUUAAUUCCUUACCAUUCGUUCCUUCAACCUAGUAAUAGCAUGAAACAACUUAAGAUUAGGAGAGACUUAAAAGAAAAAUAAGCCCUUUGCUCAUCAUUUUUCACUCCUAUAAUGUCAACAUAAUACAGUCCUCAUGGGGAUGUACUAUGUCAGAAUUGGAUGUGAGCGAACCGUGAAUGAAAUCUUCCUCUAUAUAAAAAUCAAUAAUCUCUCCUUUACCUGAAGGAAGCUGGUUUUUCUGAAGUGUUCUAAGCUGAGUUCUUUUCUAUAUAUGAAGAGGCUGAGUUUUUUAAAAAAAUGUUUUUAUUGAUUUUCAGGGGAGUUAAUUUUUUGAUGCAGAGAUACAUGUUUUCUGAGCUGGGGCACUGCCAGGAAUGAUCGCCUUUGCAGGUCAACUGAACAUGUAACUCCAAGCGCAACAACAUUAAGCAUGCUUUACUUGGAAGUUAAGUUCUACUGAAAUCAUGGGUCCCCAAUAAGGAUAUUGAGAAUUUAUUAUAAAAUGGUGCAUUUGCAGAACUUUCUAAGAAAUCUGUCUUAAUUGCAAUAGGAAAGCUCUGCCAAUUGCUAGAGGCACACAAUGUUAUAGGCGUCAUCACAUUUGGCCCAAAGCAUUGCAGUGCCCUUCCUUGAACUUCCAAGUGUGUAUUUGCAUGAGCAUGUCUGGAAAGUAGCUAAAUAUUUUGGUUUCAAAGCAUGGAAAGGUGAUUUAGGUUUGCAAUAUCCAAGUCUUUUGGCAACUUUAUCCUUGGAAAGAUUAUUUGUUCUCUAGGUGCUACAGCACUUCAUUCAUCUUUAAUUUGCAUCUGGCCUAUUAACAGAGGAGGACAAGCCAGCAAAUCCAAGUAGGACAGACACUUGGAAAAUACAGUCACUGAUCUCUUUUCAUCAAGGUUUAACACAGCAACUCAGCUGCACGUUUGAGGUGUGCUUCUUCCUCAUGAUUUUGUGGUUGCCCCAGAUGAGUCACUCUGCACUCUGGAGUCUCUCUUGGAACAAAGAACCCCUUUUUGUUUUCCUUCUGGCUUUUCCGGCAGCUCUCUUGGAAGCAGCAAUAUAGCCAAUGAGAAUGUAUUGCCAGCCCCUUAGUCUCAAGCCCUGAAAAGAAAAGGCCCUAUUUUGCUGUUUCACAGAGCACAUGAGCAGAUACAAGGAAGAAAAUCUGAUUUUUUCAGAAAUGUAAAGUAGUUCAUGAACCAAGCUGGGAAAGGUCACAGUACUAAGAGCUUGGCAUUUUUUUUUUACUUUCUUGGAUGGCAAGAGUUAAUUUUUUGCAUUAAUUGAAAGCACUAGGGAAAAGCUCUGCUCCCUUUCUCUGAAGUCCGUGAACCAUUAUCUAUUCAUUUUAAAAGCUGUUAUUAUGACUUGAGAAGUCUCUGUUUGAAUUUCUGCUGAACCAUAAGGAGCAGAGGCUGCUCUUGCUCAACUUGUGUUCCACAAUCAGUGACAAUUCCACAGCAUGAAUAAAAUGAAGAAAAGAGACUUUCACUCUCAGUCUAUGCACAGGGCAAAACUGUAAACUAAAAAACAAUCGGGAAGAAAUUCAGUGAACCACUGUAGGUUUGGCCAUUACUGAAGAUUUAGGGGAAAUUAUUUGCUUCCUGUCUAACAGAGAGCAAUAUGUUCCAUUCAGAGCUGCAAGAUUUGCUGGAGCUGCAGAGAACACAAGUUCAAAAUUUAAUGCAGCAAAUGUGGUUACUCAUCAAAAUGUCCCUAUGUAUUGGGAUGUGUUUACAAACAGAUUACUUAUAUACACCCUGUUCUGUUGCUUGUUUGCUUUUAUUAUGGGUGUGGUUUUAUUUAAUUUUUGAUUUUAUCUAUGUGCAAUAAAGUUUUGUUAUAACCC